AUGAGCUCCAUGGCUGCAGGCAGCUCGGGCGCGCCCGUGUGCGUGCUGGCCAUCCUGGAGCAGCACAAGGCCUUCCUACGCAGCCUGGACGACGACGUGUACACAUUCCACAGCCCGCUGGUCGAGGGCUCCGUCGGGCAGCACACGCGCCACUCGCUCGACCACCUGCGCAAGCCGCUCGAGCUCUUGGCCGCCGAGCAGCAAGGCGGCAGCGCCGAGAACAUGGUGCGCUACGACAUCCGCGACCGUCACACGCCCGUGGAGAAGGACCGCCACGCCGCCAUCGCGCUGAUCGAGCAGCUGGAGAAGACGCUGCGCGCCGUGCCACAGAGCGACCUGGCGCGUCCGGUGCACGCCGCGUUCAUGCUGUCGGCGGACGGGCGCGAGUUCGACUUUGAGUCCACCUUCAGCCGCGAGCUGGCCUUCGCCGUGCACCACUGCAUCCACCACAACGCGCUGUCGAAGGUGCUGCUGCGCCACCACUUCCCCGAGCGGAGAGUGCCCGACGGCUUCGGCAUGGCGCCGUCCACGGCGAACUUCAAUCUGACCCACCCGCACACGCAGUGA
Molecule: messenger RNA, 567 nt
Organism: Phytophthora sojae
Lineage: Eukaryota; Oomycota; Peronosporomycetes; Peronosporales; Peronosporaceae
Exons: 1
Coding region: 1-567 (188 amino acids)
Source: RefSeq, a predicted model, not a curated record